AUGGCGAGAUUUGCUUUUCAAGAGCAGUCUCUGGCUCUGGGCGCUGCGCAAGUGCUGUACCUCUAUGCGUGGUUCACCAGGACAGGCGACAUCAUGCGCGAGAACAUUGUUCUGUCCGCUCAGCUCUUCGAACUCAGUAUCAACUAUGCGGGGUGCUCCCGUGACUUACCGACGGAACACUGGUUGCAGCUCGGGUGCGACAUUCGCUUCGGUCAGCCCGCCAUUUUGUACGCCUGGCUGCAAGAGACGGAGCCAAGUGGCUCCACCUUGACCUCCAUCUACCGGGAACGUGCCACCCAGCUCUUGGAGUAUCUGAAGACGGUGCCGCGAUUCGCAGACGCCGGAAAAUCCUGGACCUCUCCCUGGGACAUGAACUUCAACCAGCUUCGAUACCCAGACAUACCAGCUAAGCCAAUCUGGAACGCCAGCAAAGUACCCCUGGCCGUGUUUCUUGAGGAACAUUAUGGAACUUUUCGUUCCGAGCUUGAAGGCAUCAUAAAUGCUGUGGAUGUUGAAGAUGGUUAUGAAGCGAUACGACGGGCAGAUGUAUCCGUCGAGUCGCUCUCUACACCUGGUGGUUGGGAUGCGAUUCGAAUCGUUCGAUAUGGCAACUGGAAUGACGCCUUCUGCAGCUUCGCGCCAAAGACUUGCGCGCUUUUAAAAACUCGCAAAGAGUUGGUGAACUGCCCUUAUGUCAACACCAACUACUACAAGCUGUUCCCAGGUGCACACUUGAAACCGCACUUCGGAAACGCGCCCCGCCUGACGGCUCACCUUGCAGUCAUCGCUCCGGAGCCUCUCCGGUCAGGCAUCAGCGUCGGACCGGCACAGAGCCUGUGGAUUGAGGGCAAAUCCAUGGUCAUUGACGACACCUACCCUCAUUCGGUGAGCCACUGGGGCCAACACCCUCGCUACGUUCUAGCUACCUGGUUUUGCCAUCCUUGUGAUGAGAAUCAUGACAGUGGCCAGGUAUGUGCAGAAAGCUUGUAG
This is a messenger RNA of Symbiodinium sp. CCMP2592, 990 nucleotides long. Lineage: Eukaryota; Dinophyceae; Suessiales; Symbiodiniaceae. The record is from the annotation of a GenBank genome assembly.